Molecule: messenger RNA, 583 nt
Organism: Habropoda laboriosa
Lineage: Eukaryota; Metazoa; Arthropoda; Insecta; Hymenoptera; Apidae
Product: ejaculatory bulb-specific protein 3-like
Exons: 3
Coding region: 95-490 (131 amino acids)
Source: RefSeq, a predicted model, not a curated record
GAUUGAUCCUACCACCAGAUGCUGGACAUAUAUAAAUGCUGUGAGCCGGAACAUUUCUAGAAUUCAAUCUAAUCGCAGGUAACACAUCUCAGCCAUGAAAACCUCGGUGAUUUGCUUGUUCCUUUUGGUCGCGGUUGCCUACGUGGCUGCUCGUCCAGAAGGAGAGACGUACACAAAUAAGUUUGACCACAUCAAUGUAGACCAAAUUCUGCAGAGUGAUCGUUUGUUAACUAACUAUUACAAGUGUUUGAUGGACGAAGGAAGAUGCACGCCGGAAGGAAAUGAGCUCAAGAAGAUCUUGCCCGACGCUCUGGCCACCGAGUGCAAGAAAUGCUCCGAGAAGCAGUAUGAAGUGACGAAGAAGGUGAUCAAGUAUCUAGUGGACAACAAGCCCGAAAUAUGGAAUAACCUACUGAACAAGUACGACCCGGACAAGAAGUACAGGGUGCAAUUCGAAGCGGAAGCGAAGAAGAUCGGCGUGAAAGUUUAAACACGUCACACGAAUAUACGCGACGGGAAUUCACGGAGCUCGAACUCAGGGACGAACGGAACGUUCUUUCAGGAAAUUAUUCACGCCCGUAAU